AGUUCUUUUCUUCUUUCUCUUCUUUGGACAUUUACCGUGUACAGUCUUGGGCAAGUUAUGGAACCUCACUCUGGGUCCCUUUGUUUCCUGUGAGGAGUAAAUGAAUGAAUGUUUGUGGAUGCUUAGGGUAGUGCCCGGCUCACAGGCAGUGGGGCUCAAAUGUUGGCAGUUGCUGCUGAUAACCGUCCAUUCACUGCUUCAUCCUGGCAUCUCAGUAACAAAGGGGACGGAGGGCAGUUUCUGCAGCUCCCUCCUUGCACUGCUUCCUGUGGAAGGAACAAAUACUUGGGAAAUGUCUGUAUAAAAUAUGAGAAGAAAUCAUUUGAAUUGGGGAGAAUUUCUGAUAAUAGAACCACCUUUAUUUUUCAAUCUACUGUGCCUUUAUUUUUUAGUUAGGAAAAAGGCAAGUGGUUCAGUUCAGAUUUAAUGAGAGUCAUUAUUCUUACUUACUGCCUUGCUUUCAGUGUUCACCCUAACCCAUUUUAACAAUAAAUAACUACUUGUUUAUUGGGGCUUGGGGACAGGGAAUGAUUGCCGGAAAAAUCCCCAUCAUGAUUCUUCAGCGGGAAAUAUUUUUUAAUAGAAAAAUCGGAUGAAAAAAUUCACAAUCAAAUAAAGGCUUUUUUGUGUUUUUUAUACUUGCAGUAUUUUUUAAAAGCCAAAAUACUUUAUUAAAAUAUGCCUUUAUUUAAAUUUAAUGAUUGUUUAUUUUUAUUGCAACUUUGUCAUGCUGUUUGAAAUAAUGAAAUUUAAACAACGAAGAAUGAAGAGUUAAAAACAUGAGUCUGCUUUGAUCCUAUUCCCAAUUCCUACCUCUUCUCAGAGAGAAUGUCUGUUUUUGUGUCUCCUUCCAGACCUUUUUGUACAUAUCUAUAUAUACAUUUUUUUUUAAACAAAUGGCAUGUGUUAGGCACAUUAUGUGUUACAUACUAUGUUCUAUGACUUUUUUCCCACCACUUAUUGUGUAUUACUACAUAAAGAUUUACUUCUUUAUUUUUACUGGUCUCUUGGGUGGAUGUGGUAUAAAAUUCAUUUAACUGUUCCCCUAUUGAUGACUAUUUAGAUUAUUCCCAAUAUUUUGUUAUAGUUUUUUCAUUCAACAGAUGUUUAUUGACUGCCAGGCAGUGGUAGUGAAUGUAACACAGAACUGCCUGUUUUCAUGUAGUUACCUUCUUUUGGAGGUAGACAGACAAUAAAUGAAAUAUGUCAGGUACUGUUGAGGCCCAAAGGGUGAAGAAGGUUAUAGGAAGUGCUGGGAAUGAGAGGAGGGGUAUGCAUUUUAAAAUAGGAUGGUCAGGAAAGCUUUACCAAUAGAUAACAUUGAGUAGAGAUCUAGCAGAGGUGAAGUCAUGAGCUCUGGAGCCCUUGGUCAGGGAGAGACAUUCUAGGAAGGAGGCAAUUCCAAAGGCUCUGAGGCAGGGGCAUGCCCGAUGAGAAGGAGAAGCACAAUGAGGCCAUUAUGGCUGGAGUGGAGUGAGCCAGGGGCAGAGUGGGAGGAGAUGAGGUCACAGAGGAGGCAGCAGAGAGUCAGGGCUUUUUUGGCCAUUAUAAGGAAUUUGUUUCUUACUGAGUGAGGUGGUAAGCCUUUGAAACUUUCCAAGCAGAGGCAUGAUAGAAUCUGACUUCGAUUUGCGAUGAUCACUUUGCUUUCUUGAUAAUAACUAUUGGAAUGGAAACAAGGAAGCCAUUGAGGAGGCUAUUGCAACAAUCCAGGCAAGACACAAUGAUGGCUCUGACAGGCUUGGACCAGGGUGGUAGUAGUAGAGGUGGUAGGACAUGGUUAGAUUCUGAGCAUGUUUUAAAAAUAGGGUGAGAGAGAAGAGUCAAGGAUUCUUCUGUAAUUUUAGGUCUGAGCAGUGGAAAAGGUGGAGUUGCGAUGAAACGAGAUGGGGAAGACUGCAGUAGGCAAGAUUAGUUUCUUUUUUUUAAAUUGACGUUUAGUUGAUUUACAACAUUGUGUUAGUUUCAGGUAUAUAGCAAAGUGAUUUGGUUAUAUAUGUGUGUGUGUGUGUGUAUACAUACACACACACACACACAUAUAUAUAGUAAGUCCCCACAUAUGAACCUUCAAGUUGCGCACUUUCAAAGAUGUGAACGUGAGUUUGCAUGUCCAGUCACGUAAGUUAGUUCAUGUGUCUGGUGUACAUUGUCACAUGCGUGCAUCCUCUACAAGUGGUUGUACUUUUGUGUACUUUACAGUACUGUAGAGAGUACAGUAGUACAGUAUCUUUAUUUACUGCCUGUUCACUGGAUGCCAGCCCCUGAAUGCCAGCCGUUGUGCUACUGUACUUUUCAAGGUGCUAUACUGUAAGAUUAAAAAUAUUUUCUUUAUUUUUUGUUUGUUUUUAUGUAUUAUUUGUGUGAAAAGUAUUAUAUACCUAUUACAGUACAGUACUAUAUAGCUGAUUGUGUUAGUUGGGUACCUAGGCUAACUUUGUUGGACUUAUGAACAAAUUGGCCUCUGAACACACUCUCAGAACUGAACUCGUUUGUGUGUAAGGGACUUACUGUAUAUACACAUACAUAGAUACAUAUACUUUUGCAGGUGCUUUUCCAUUAUAGGUUAUUACAAGAGAAAGUAAGCAAGAUUAGAAAUUGGGCUUUGAGCACAUUACAUUUGAGAACCUGUUGACGGCCAAUCAAGGUAUUGAGUAAGUGGUUGGAUGUGUAAAUUUGGAGUUCAGUGGCAAGGUCAGGGCUGGAGAUGCAAACCUGGGAGUCAUCAGUUUAUUCAUGGAGUUUAAACCCAGAGCUCACCUAGGGAGUAAAUUAGAGAGGAGAUUCAAGGACAGCCCUUGGGCACUUCAAGGUUAAGAGGCUUGAGGAUAUGAGAAGCAUGCAGCAAAGAAGACCAAGAAGGCAACCGGUGAGGUAAGAGAGAAACCAAGGAAAUGUGAUGCCCUGGAAACCAGACAAGUUGGUCAUAAUGGCAGGUGAAGAAAUUAAUGAAGACUAUCCAGUAGAAAUUCAUGAAUAUUUAUCAACAUUUGAGAAUUCCAUUGGUGCUGUGGAUGAGAUGCUGAAGACCAUGAUGUCUGUUUCUAGAAAUGAGUUGUUGCAGAAGCUGGACCCACUUGAACAAGCAAAAGUGGAUUUAGUUUCUGCUUACACAUUAAAUUCAAUGUUUUGGGUUUAUUUGGCAACGCAGGGAGUCAAUCCUAAGGAGCAUCCAGUAAAGCAGGAAUUGGAGAGAAUCAGAGUAUACAUGAACAGAGUCAAGGAAAUAACAGACAAGAAAAAGGCUGGCAAGCUGGACAGGGGUGCGGCUUCAAGAUUUGUAAAAAAUGCCCUGUGGGAACCAAAACCUAAAAAUGCAUCCAAAGUUGCCAAUAAAGGAAAAAGUAAAAAUUAACCUUUCAGUUUUGAUGUACACAUAUUCAAAAAGUACAUAAUUUUUAUUGUUUUCUUCAAAAUAGAUGAUGAUUAUGUGGCAUUAUAAGGUUUAAAUGUAUUUCUUAUUGAAUUUGUAUGUAAAGUUUGCAUUUUAAAUUUGUGAUGCUAAAUACUUUUUCCCCCAGAAAGAUUAAGUUAUACUGAUUGGUUUUCCUUUAGAACACUGAGCUUUUUAACAUUGUGGUAUAUUUUAUAUUUAUAGUUUACAGUCUCUUGACAAGACUCUUAUUUCCUUAUAUAGGUCAGUCUUUCAAGUGCCAUUUUAUAAGCAACUAUGAAAUUUUAGUUAAAUGUUCUUUGUAAACAUUUGUCUAUUUUCGAUGAAUAAUGAUUUUAUGAAGUAUGCUGAAGUUUUAAAUACAUCUGUUUUCACUAUGUAUUGUUAGGAAAGAAUGAAAUGACUUAAAUGUCCAUUUUUUCUGUGAAGUUAUUUUAUUAUGCUUUCAUGAUUUUGGGAAUUACUGCUUUUUGUGAUAUUUGAAGUAUGAAAUUAAGACUUUAAGGUUAUUCUUUAAUUCUUGGCACUUUGCCACUGUGUCCCAUUUAAAGUAAAAUAUAUUCUCAUUAACUUUAGAUGGGAAAUGAGGUUGUAUAUUGAUGGCUAAAUUUUGGCAUAAUGGCUAUCAAUAAAGCUGUAAAUGUUGUGUAGCUGACCUGUUUUUUGUUUUUCUCUUUUGAGUAAAUUUUCUCGUGAAAUUAGGAAGGUAGUUUUUAGAAAUCCUGAGGAAUGGAGGAAUUCAUGAGUUUUUGUUCCUUAUGCAUAGUGCCCACAGUUCCCUUGUUCUCAUGGUUUCAGAUUUUUUUUUUAUUAUAUGUUUCUGAGGCUAUAGCAAGUGUAUACAAGUAUUUUGGAACAACUUUGUAUGUUAUUUAAUGCCACUUAAGCAGAGGAGAAAUCCAAAGGAGAUUUCAUUGUGUUUACAUUCUGAUUUAUUUUUCUGCAGUAUUUGUUAGAGAAUUCUAAAUAUUAAGUUUUUUUAUGUCUAAGCCCAUAAAUUUUAAUUGUAUACCCUUAAUGCUUUCAGUCUUUGAAUACACAUCGUUAUGUAUAGGAAUGCCAAGUACAGUAAAAUAAUUUUUGAAAAAGAAGUUGUUAAAAUUUUUUGUGUGAUUAAUUCUCCAUAAGUAACCUUGAAUAAAUGGAUUUCUUGAUUUAUGGUAGUAGAUAUUGGAAAUGGUCUUAAAAUGUAAUGGAUUUUGUAAAGCAUGUUGAACUCUUUCUAUGACACAUGAAGAGGAAGUCACUGAUAGAUGCAGAAAGUCUUCUGGCUCAGAUGUCAGACAAUUUUUGAAGUGGAAGAACAUUUAUAGUUAUUUUACUCCUUUUUUCACCCUCAUCCCUUCAAAAUUCUGGGUUUUUUUUUUUUCAGUAACUUUUUCAUGAGAGAAAUAAAUGUUAUUAAGAUCAAG
Messenger RNA from Hippopotamus amphibius kiboko, 4803 nucleotides. It is a transcript of the gene C1D, whose product is annotated as C1D nuclear receptor corepressor. Bases 2897 to 3352 code for a protein of 151 amino acids. The transcript has 5 exons. Gene Ontology annotation, molecular function: RNA binding; DNA binding. The record is from RefSeq and is a predicted model, not a curated record. Gene Ontology annotation, cellular component: nucleolus; exosome (RNase complex). Lineage: Eukaryota; Metazoa; Chordata; Mammalia; Artiodactyla; Hippopotamidae. Gene Ontology annotation, biological process: maturation of 5.8S rRNA; regulation of gene expression.